AUGCUAAAUCGACGACGUCGACAUCAGACGCCAACAUUCUUGGAAGGCACGCCAGGUCGAUAUCUAAGGAGAGAGGCACCUCCCUCUUUGCCCACUUGUGAUGGUGUAAUUCAAGGUAUCCAAGCUGGAUUACAACAGUUGGCUCAUUCAUCCCAAAGCUUGCAGUGUGCUGGGAGCGAUGUUAAUAGUUGCCGGAUAGAGGGAAAUUCCGUUCGUACAAAACCAGAAUUGUCGUCGCAAAGUUUCAGUGAAAGUCGGACAUCCAGUCAAUACUUGUCCAAAAAGGGUCUUACGUCGUCACUUAGCAUUGGUAAUGUAGUACAGCAUGGUACACAAACGACAAUUGCAGAAAGCGGUGAACAGCGUCUGGUGUCCAUUUCAUUGCAGAGUUUGCCAGGUCGUUCGAUAAGUGCACCAUUUGCUGGUGAGACCGGUGCAGUACUAAAGGAGGAUCUCACAUUACCACCAAAUUGGGCUGUCGAAGUGACAUCAGAAGGAAUUCGUUACUAUGUGGAUCACAAUAAUCGGCGGACACAUUGGAUUCAUCCUCUUGUUAAAGAAAAUUUGCCUUUGGGCUGGACAAAGCAGUUUGAUUCGAUGAAUGGAGUAACAUAUCACAAUAAGCUAGAUGGUCGAACGCAGUUGGAACAUCCUGGCUUAGCAACACCUGUAAAUUAUGCACAGAAUAAUUCUGCAUCACAUUUAACACGACGUGCUGAGAGUACAAUUGAAAAAUUGAAUAUUAUUGGUGAAGAUAUUCCUGACUGGCUCCGUUUGUACUCUCGUGCCCCGUAUGAAUUAGAUCAUUUACUAGAGUGGCCGUUAUUCCGCUUACCACAGCUAGAACAGUACGAUAAUCAGUUGAUGAAGCUGUACAAACAAGAAGGCAUUGAUAUUGCAAUCAAAUAUGAGCGUUUUCGGCGUGAAAUCAACCGUGAAAUUGCACGGCGACAACAAAAAUUCAUGGCAUCUGCAAAUGCACUUUAG
Brugia malayi is the source of this 987-nucleotide messenger RNA. RefSeq lists its product as uncharacterized. The transcript is spliced from 8 exons. Gene Ontology annotation, biological process: apoptotic process; regulation of cell population proliferation; hippo signaling. Lineage: Eukaryota; Metazoa; Nematoda; Chromadorea; Rhabditida; Onchocercidae. The coding region runs from base 1 to 987 and encodes 328 amino acids. The record is from RefSeq and is a predicted model, not a curated record. Gene Ontology annotation, molecular function: molecular adaptor activity; protein binding.